Drosophila kikkawai is the source of this 1408-nucleotide messenger RNA. RefSeq names its product retinoid-inducible serine carboxypeptidase-like. Gene Ontology annotation, biological process: proteolysis. The record is from RefSeq and is a predicted model, not a curated record. Lineage: Eukaryota; Metazoa; Arthropoda; Insecta; Diptera; Drosophilidae. Gene Ontology annotation, molecular function: serine-type carboxypeptidase activity.
CUUUAAAUAAAGCCACGAGCCGCACCAUGGCCUGCAGUUGAAGAUGUCGCUUUUGCUGCUAACAUUCCUGGCGUGCCUUGCCGCCUUGGCCCACGGCAAGCCCGGUUACGGACCCGGGGAACAGGACUGGGGCUAUGUGGACGUGCGCCCCGGCGCCCACAUGUUCUACUGGCUUUACUACACCACCGCCAAUGUUUCGGACUAUACGGAUAGGCCUCUGGCCAUUUGGCUACAAGGAGGUCCUGGGGCUUCCUCCACCGGAUACGGAAACUUCGAGGAGCUGGGACCCGUCGAUCUGUAUGGCGAUUGGCGCAGCUGGACCUGGGUGAAGGAUAUGAAUGUCCUGUUUAUCGACAAUCCCGUGGGCAGUGGUUAUAGCUAUGUGGAUAACACCGCUUUUUACACGGCCACCAACAAGGAAAUAGCCCUUGACUUGGUCGAGCUGAUGAAGGGCUUUUAUAAGCUGCAUCCCGAGUUCGAGGCGGUUCCCCUGCACAUUUUUUGCGAGAGUUACGGCGGUAAGAUGGCCCCUGAGUUUGCUUUGGAGCUGUACUACGCCAAAGAGCGGGGUGAGGUAAAGAGCAAUCUCACCUCGGUAGCUCUGGGUGAUCCCUGGACAUCGCCCAUCGAUUCUGUCCUGGCCUGGGGGCCUUUCCUCAAGGAACUGGGAAUUGUGGAUCACGAGGGUUACCGGGCCAUUCAGGAGGCUGCAAACUUGACAGCCCAACUGGUCGAGCAGGAGCGAUGGAUCCAAGCCACCUAUCAGUGGGGCAACACGCAGUGGGAGGUGAUGAAGGCCUCCAAGGGCGUGGACUUCUACAAUGUGCUGAAGGAGACGGCAGGCGGCCGCUAUCAAAGACAACUGUCAAUGAGCCCUGAAGAACGUAUUUUCCGAACCAUGGUCAAAUUCGAUAUCGACGAAGAUCGCACUAAGCUGCUGGAGGAUCUGAUGCGAGGCCCUGUGGCCGAAACCCUGGGCAUCCCCUCGAACGUGGUGUGGGGUUCACAGAGUGGAACCACUUUUGAUAUCCACAGAACCGACUUUAUGAAGCCAGUUAUUCACAUUGUGAACGAACUACUGGAGAAGACUCCCCUGAAGGUGGGCGUGUUCUCAGGUGGCCUGGAUCUAAUCUGUGCCACUCCUGGCACCGUCAACUGGAUCGCCCAGCUGGAUUGGAGCCGCCGGGAUGAGUACCUGGCUGCUCCGCGUAAUGCCAUCACAGUGGAUCGCAUUCUGGAGGGUUAUCAGAAGACUGGAGGCAACUUCACCAUGUACUGGAUCAACCGCAGCGGUCACAUGGCUCCGGCUGAUAACCCAGCUGCCAUGAGCCAUGUCCUGCGCCAGUUUACCAAUUUUGGGUAGAUCAAUUGUCGAUUUUUUAAAAUAAAAAGGAGUAUAAAAUUUAAA